Messenger RNA from Trematomus bernacchii (emerald rockcod), 772 nucleotides. Its product is annotated as probable GPI-anchored adhesin-like protein PGA55. Bases 19 to 582 code for a protein of 187 amino acids. The transcript is spliced from 2 exons. NCBI's taxonomy places the organism in Eukaryota, Metazoa, Chordata, Actinopteri, Perciformes, Nototheniidae. The record is from RefSeq and is a predicted model, not a curated record.
CUUUCUAGAGCCACCGUCAUGGAGGGCUCUCCGGUGACUCUAGAGGUGGAGGUGAUGGCACUCCCCGAGCCCACGCUGACCUGGUGUAAAGAUGAAGAGGCCACCGCGGUGAUUUCCUGUGAGAACGGGAAGCACUUCCUGUUUGUCCCGGAGGCGUCGCACUCAGAUGGGGUUCAGGAUCAGAUCGUCAGCAGCAGUGAUACAUCCUGGGUUCAGGAUCAGGUCGUCAGCAGCAGUGAUAAGUCCUGGGUUCAGGAUCAGGUCGUCAGCAGCAGUGAUAAGUCCUGGGUUCAGGAUGAGAUCGUCAGCAGCAGUGAUAAGUCCUGGGUUCAGGAUCAGAUCGUCAGCAGCAGUGAUAAGUCCUGGGUUCAGGAUCAGAUCGUCAGCAGCAGUGAUAAGUCCUGGGUUCAGGAUCAGGUCGUCAGCAGCAGUGAUAAGUCCUGGGUUCAGGAUCAGAUCGUCAGCAGCAGUGGAGAUUCGUGGCUUAUGUCUGAAGUCUUUGACGUCCUCGCUGUGGACUGGCAGUCCUGGUUGGGGACCCUGUGCGUCCUGCUGUGGCUGCUCUACCUGAUUCUACUUUAACAUCUGUUUUCCACUGCGGGAACUUAACGACUUUCAAAACCUGAACUUCUCAAAAGGUGUUUCCCUCUCCUGUAGUGUGUUAUAUAGGUUGUUGUGAAUGUAAAUGGUCUCCAAAGGCUAAAAUUCCCACUUACAUUGGACACUACAUACUGAUAUACACCUGAACAUCAGCAGGAGAGGACUCUUUAAA